Alosa alosa (allis shad) is the source of this 1749-nucleotide messenger RNA. RefSeq names its product Kruppel-like factor 9 (gene klf9). NCBI's taxonomy places the organism in Eukaryota, Metazoa, Chordata, Actinopteri, Clupeiformes, Clupeidae. The transcript is spliced from 2 exons. Gene Ontology annotation, biological process: regulation of transcription by RNA polymerase II. The coding region runs from base 513 to 1196 and encodes 227 amino acids. The record is from RefSeq and is a predicted model, not a curated record. Gene Ontology annotation, molecular function: RNA polymerase II cis-regulatory region sequence-specific DNA binding; DNA-binding transcription factor activity, RNA polymerase II-specific.
CGUGUACCAGAUUCACGAUGACACCCUGGGAUUCCGCGAAAUUGCUACUUUGAGAAGGUAUCCUGAAAUGCAGUAAAACGAAUGGAGUUGAUGUGCCUGUGUCUUUCGGCAGGGGAACACAAGAGUGCGACGUUGCUAUCGACAGCAUUUUUUUUGUUUUCAUUUUAUUGGUUGGGAUGUUUAAAAAGAUAAGUUUUUAUUCUGUUAUGUUAGAAGUUGGAGCUUUCAAAAAUAAGUUGUUAUUCUAGAUUUCCCCACUCUAUCGCAUUUAGGGAGACAACUUCAAUUCCAUUGGAUUGUUAUUGCCAUUUAGAGUGGACACACGUGUGUGUGGGAUGUUGCGUGUGGGGCCCAGCCGCAUGUUUCUACAAAUCCCGUGAAUCGCUAUGUUUCUGCGUUAUAGCUAUUUGAACCAAAACACGAGUAAAUAUCAGCAGCGAAAUAGGACUGCUGCGUUGAUUUAAAACGUUUACGGAUUUAAAUAGCAUACACCAUACUUAAUAUUUCCCGCUAUGUCAGAUACGGCUGUGAAGUGUUUGGACUCAAUCUCUCACUGUUUGGACAAAAAUGACUGUUCUAUGGAGGACUUGACCAAAGAAAAUCAAGAAAAUGGGACUUUGCUGAUGGUGGCAAUGAUUUUACUUGACCUGAAACAGUGCGAUUCAUCUGCACGAAGCAACAUCGGUACAAGCAAAUGUUUAGGAGAUAGUGUCGCAGGAAAUCAGUCAACAGAGGAUGAAGCGCGGAAUCCCUUAACUGGACGACGUCCACCAAAUACAAGGGUGGUUAAGCAGAGUCAUCGGCGCACCGGGAGGUUACACGUGUCCCCGGAAAAGAAGCACUGCUGUCCCUUCAAUGGCUGUGGGAAAACCUAUGGCAAAUCAUCUCAUCUCAAGGCGCAUGUAAGAGUUCAUACAGGUGAACGACCCUUCCAGUGCACGUGGCCUGAAUGUGCCAAGAAGUUCUCGCGCUCAGAUGAACUAACACGUCACGUUCGGACACACACCGGAGAGAAGCGCUUCACCUGUCCACUAUGCGACAAGUGCUUCAUGAGGAGCGACCACCUCACCAAGCACGCACGUCGGCACGUGGGCUUCCACCCCAGCAUGCUCCACACCGCAUCGGGUCGGAGACAACAGUCUUCUUCGUCAAUUUCGUCAUCUGGAUCGAGUGACAUGCUGUCUGGAUGCGUGUAAUGGGCGCAAUUAACUCUCCAAAACACACACACACACACAGAUUAUGAACUUUCGGGCUCCUGGGCCCAGAUGUAUUGAGGACCCCCAACUAAUUGUUGCAUAUGUUUGAGGGGGGGUUUGGGGGUCCUCCCCCAGAACAUUUUUAAUUUGUUUGAUGUGAUUUCCUGUGUUCUGCUGCAUUUUGGGGAUGGCCAAUACUAAAUUCAAUCAGAUUCAUACAUCCUGAUUUGUUGAUAUUGAGGCAAUGAUUCCAUGCAAUGGCUUGGGCUUCAGAGCCCCCUGACCCCUUGGGCCCGGUAGGCCCGUGCAGUAAUCCAUCCCUGAGUGCUACCAGCUUUCCAGCUUAGUGCAUUAGCCAACAGUGUGUGGAUACAGUCAGGUUCUGCUACUGCCAUGAUCGCACACAGUGGUGUGCUUGAGUGAGAGCAAUGUAUGUUUGGUGUUAGUAUUACUUAUGAUGAUUUACACAGCGGUCAUAUUUUGUAAAGGUCUGCCAGGGAAAUUUUUGCUUUCAUGACAUGCUUUCUCAAAAAAACAUAGAAUCACUUCUCAA